Messenger RNA from Rodentolepis nana, 219 nucleotides. Lineage: Eukaryota; Metazoa; Platyhelminthes; Cestoda; Cyclophyllidea; Hymenolepididae. The record is from the annotation of a GenBank genome assembly.
AUGGCACUCUCCGACAUAGCCGACUGGCCAAGAAUCGAAGCCGUUACUGAGUUUAGGCUACGUACCGGUCAUGAUUGGCUGGCAAAGCACCUUUACAGAAUAGGAGCAUACACUCAGCCAACACGCUGCAUAUCUGAUCUACAGGAGGAAAUGGAGAAGACUCACCUGAUUCGGUGUCCAGCCCCAAAAGAAACUGGGAAACCAGAAGACAGCUAUUGA